This is a messenger RNA of Corylus avellana, 1937 nucleotides long. RefSeq names its product monooxygenase 2. NCBI's taxonomy places the organism in Eukaryota, Viridiplantae, Streptophyta, Magnoliopsida, Fagales, Betulaceae. The record is from RefSeq and is a predicted model, not a curated record. Gene Ontology annotation, molecular function: FAD binding.
AGAGAUACAGGAGACACAGAAAUUCUGCAAUACACUUAAGAAUUCUGUCACAUAUCUCAAUAUUACGUAUGCGCUUCCAUAAUCAAUCAACCUGUGGUUAUUGGGAGCAGCUACCAGUCGCCAGUCACCGGUCGUCAUAGUAUGUUUGAGAUUCUAUUCAAAAAAUAAUUUUUUAUUUGAUACAAGUUUUUAGAUAUUAAGCUUUCGUCUUCGACGCAAAUAAAAUGAGUGGUUUAUAUGGGUCAAUAGCUCAAAAGUGAGCAGGAUCAAAGACUUACAAGCAAUCCCCUGUUCCACUCUGAGGUCUUAUGCACCGACUUGUUCGUAACCUUCCAACCACCUUCCCAUCUAGGACACAAAUUCAUUUCAAAGUGAUACUAUAUAUACAUAUAUAUUAUAUAUAUAGUGUAGAUUUAGCAAUCAUCCCCUUCACCACAGAAACAGGAGCCAAAAUAUGAUGGAAACAGGGGAAGACAUUGUGAUUGUUGGAGCUGGAAUUGCUGGUCUUACAACAUCCUUAGGACUUCAUAGGUUGGGAAUUCGAAGCUUAGUGUUGGAAUCCUCGGAUGGAUUGAGGGUCACUGGAUUUGCCUUCACGACAUGGACAAAUGCUUGGAGGGCAUUAGAUGCUGUUGGCCUUGGUGACUCCCUCCGACAACAUCAUCAAAGGCUUUAUGGGAAUGUGACUAGCUCUACAAUUUCAGGACAUCAAACCUCAGAUACGUCAUUUGAAGCUAAAGGAAAACGUGCUGGGGAGCACGAAAUUCGUUGUGUUCAAAGGAAGUUGUUGUUGGAAAGCCUUGCAAAGGAGCUUCCAAUUGGCACAAUUAGGUACUCUUCCAAGGUGGUUUCUAUAGAGGAAUCAGGCUUCUAUAAGCUUUUGCAUCUUGCUGAUGGAACCAUUCUCAAAACCAAGGUGUUGAUUGGGUGUGAUGGAGUGAACUCAGUGGUGUCAAAAUGGCUGGGGUUGAAGAAAGCAGCAUUCACAGGGAGAUGUGCCAUAAGGGGGUGUGUAGAUUUCAAGCAGAGGCAUGGGUUUGGUCCAAAGCUCAUGCAGUUCCAUGGCAAAGGUUUUCGAUCUGGUUUUAUUCCUUGUGAUGAUCAAACCGUCUACUGGGCUUUCACUUGGACUCCCUCUGGCAAAGAGAAUGAUGAGAUAGAAGAUAAUCCAGCUGAAAUGAAGCGACUUGUGUUAAGCAAGCUAGAAAAGGUGCCUGAUGAAAUAAGGGCAAUUAUUGAAGACACUGAUCUGGAGGGUAUUAUUUUAUCCCCAUUAAUGUACAGACAUCCAUGGGAGCUUCUUUGGGGAAACAUCAGCAAAGGCAAUGUCUGUGUUGCUGGUGAUGCACUCCACCCCAUGACCCCAGACAUUGGCCAAGGUGGUUGUGCUGCCUUGGAAGAUGGUGUUGUUUUGGCAAGGUGUCUUGCCAAUGCCUUGUUGAAAGAGCAGCCAAGUGAGAAAACAAAAGAGAAAGCUGAAAGAGAAAGAGAGGAAUACAAGAGGAUUGAGAUGGGGCUGAAGAAUUAUGCAAAGGAAAGGAGAUGGAGAAGCAUUGACCUCAUUACUACAGCUUAUAUGGUUGGUUUUAUCCAGGAGGGUGAAAGUAGUGUGACGAACUUCAUAAGGGAUAAAAUAUUGGCUGCUUACUUGGGUGGAUUUCUGUUGAAAAAAUCUGAUUUUGAUUGUGGGAAGCUCAGCAUUUCCAAUUCGGAGUAGUUUAUUAGUAUUUAAUUUUCAAGAGUUAAUGGUAUUAAAAUUAUGUUAGGCAAGUUAUAACAAAUGCGUGUUGCCAUAGGGUUUAGGCGUAGUUUAUUUAAACAUGCAUUGUACUCCAGUUAUGAAAGCGGUUUUUUUUUUUUUUUUUUUAUCUGUAAGAAUGUUUUGUCAAAAAGAUUGAAAUGGCCAAAUUUGAAUCACCAAUCACAGUGUAGAGGAU